This is a messenger RNA of Balaenoptera ricei (Rice's whale), 3711 nucleotides long. RefSeq lists its product as uncharacterized. The transcript has 2 exons. Lineage: Eukaryota; Metazoa; Chordata; Mammalia; Artiodactyla; Balaenopteridae. The record is from RefSeq and is a predicted model, not a curated record. The coding region runs from base 1 to 3684 and encodes 1227 amino acids.
AUGGAAGUCACCAAGAAAGUGGGGGGCCCUGAUCCAUCGGGCUCCCAGGGCCACCCCUCAGCUGGCAGCCAGCAGUUGGGCGGUGGCCCUAGAGGGUCCCAGGGACCAUGGAUAAACUCAGGAUCUGUAUACUUGAGGCAGGGGUUGUCACUGUCCACUGAGGCCAUCCUUGAUGGGGCCUAUGGCUCAGCGUCCCAGGCCCAUACCCACGAGCCCAGUCACCAGCAACUCUGGGACCCUGCUGAGGUUAGCUCCCAAUGUGGCUGUGAGCGGGCCUCCCAGGAUUCCCUGAGACUCUCCUCCACUAGCCCGUUUCCAGGCUCUAUCGUGGGAGCCCAAACACAUCUCGUCACAGAGAACAGGACCCUGGCUCUACCGGUGUGCAGGCGCAGUGACGGCACCAGUGACAUGGCCCAGCAUGGACUCUGCUGUUCCCGGCUUCAGGUGCAGAUGGCGGGGGAGGGCAAGGCUCCAGCUAAAGUCCUAGUAGGCUGGGGCAAAGGCCCCUGCAGCCCCAACCAGACAGCCCCAUUGGGCAUUAGGAAGAGCCGGUGGCUACCGUAUUUUCUUUCAGGGGAGGAUGGCUCAGCUGCAGCCCAAGGUCCUCUUCUGGCUCCAGCCCAAUAUCAGGGCCAGGGCCAGUGCCCAUGUCAGGCUCAGGCUCCUCCAACUCCAACUCGGGCAAAUACUCCAGCUCUGGAUACAAUCCCAAUGUCAGCAGCAGUUGAAUCUUACACCUGCAACCUUGACCACCUGAUGAAUACCAAUGCCAUCACCAAGGGCCUGUCCCAAGACCUCUUGCCCAGGAAAUGUGGCAACCAAUGGUCAAUCCAGUUGGAGUCUUCCAAAGGGGUCACAUCCUGCCAGGACAAAGUGAAUUUCCAUUCUCAGGAUGAGCCUGCCACCCCAGCACCCACUCCAAAAGAGUCCCCAGACCAGGCCCAGGAGCUCGAGGUUGCCCAAAGGCCGGUGUUACCAAGGCAGCCUGAGAACCAAGUGGAGAAGCCCAUGGUCUGUACCUCCAGGCCAGGCAGCCCCAAACCAGGCUCAGGGCCCCCAGAAACCCCCAAGCCCCAGAGGGGUAACCAGGAGAUCUGCAGCUCUCAGCCAGGUCAGCAGCCCCUCAAUGCUUGCAGCAACACCUGCUCCAGUGUGCCGCCGUCUGCCUACCAAGUAACCUGCCACAACUCCUCCCCAGUACAGCCUCCCAGGGAAGCCACGCAGAUACCCCCCUCCAGUGCCCCUACCUGCCAGCUCCAGGAUACUGUGGAACACCGUGUGCUGGUGUUUGAUAUGGCCACGGGCAACACCAGGAUGGGGCUGCUGUGCCAUGACCCCAUGGGCUCAAGGGCAGUGCUGGUGGGCCUCAUGCCCAGCCACCCAUCCAUCUAUGCCUCUGAAAAUACGCUGUCCACCCGGCCGUUGGCCAUGCCCAUCCUCUCCCCUGACAGCGAUGGCUCCAGCUUCUGGUCCACCACACCCAUGGGGUUUAGCCCCGUGCCCUCCAGCCUUUCAUCUGGAAGCUACCGAGAGGUGGCCCUGGUUCCCAAAGAGGCCAGGCUCAACCUGGAGUCACAAGGCUCCCCUGGUACUGAGACACCCAUCAGGAUGGGGAUGCUCACUGAGCGUGUUCCACUGGGGAUGCCCCUCCAAUUUGGAGAGAGGAUACUGAGCCAUGCCCAUGAUCCUGGCUGGUCCAAACCUGAUGCUGAAAAAAACGAAACUAGUCACACCAUCUGGAUGCAGGAUGCCUCCGGGAUGCAGCACACCUCUAUAGUCCAGGCCAAGAAACUGCAGUGGACGAACUCAGAGCAGACCCCAGAGUCUGUACCACCAGCCAAAAACCAGCAGGUGCCCAGACCCCUGCUCCAGGAGGAUGCAGGCAAUCACAAUCAGAAAGAGGUCAUUAUUGCUCACGCUGACAACCCUCAGGUCAAAGGUGCUGGGCACGCCCGCCUUGGUGGUCAGCCCCCACUAGCUGAGCAGCAUCCCCUUUCCAGGCAGCCCCCUUCGACCGGUCAAGCUCCCUCUGCAGAGCAGCGUCCCCUUACCAGGCAGACCCACCUUUCUGGACAGCCACCCCUAGCUGAGCAGCUUUCUCUCACUAGGCAGCCUCCCUUUUCCCAAGAACCCCCCAUCUCCAAUGAGCCCACUCUCUCAAGAGGUCCCCCCACCACUAGGGAGCCUGGUCAGGCCUCCACCCUGUGCCAGGAAGGUGAGCCAUUGGGCCGGCCUACCCAUGUGGGGGUACUUCGGGUGACCCCGGCCCCUGAGGAGACCUGUGUCUAUGUAAACAGAGAAAAUGUUGGUGUCAGUGCUGGUCAAAGCUCCAGCUCACAUCGGCUCUCAUCCUGGCAACCUGGCGGCUCCCCCAGGGAGCAGGAGGAGCAGCUUUCCCUGAUCACACUCACCACACCUGGUCCUGGCUGCAAGGUCUUGCCCAUGGCCACGGUGGGCACUGAGCCCCACGGUCCCUGGUUCAAGCUGACAGCUGAGGACAUUACACACUCGCCAGUGGUCUCGCAGCUUGGCCUUCUCCGAGGGGCCUGCUAUGAGCUGGUGCCCACCAUGGAUGUUCUGCCAGUACGGUCCCCAGUGCUCUGCCGCCAUUCACGGGGCCCCUACCAGGACAUGGCAGCCGUGGUGAUCGACACAGGCACAGGCUUCACCAAAUGUGGACUGGCUGGAGAGGACCACGUCCUCAGUGUGCUGUCCUCACGCGUCCAGCUGCUCCAGCAUCCAGUCCAGGGCCAGCCCAGGUACGCAGUGCCUGACAACCGAGAGGGUUCCUACUCGGUGCUGAAUCGAGGAGUGGUCUCCGACUGGGAUGCACUGGAGGUGCUGUGGCAGCACCUGUUCUAUUGCAGGCUGGGUGUGCAGCCCGAGGAGCUGGCUGUGCUUGUGGCGGACUCACCCACCUCACCACGCACCAACCGAGAAAAGGUGGCUGAAAUACUCUUUGAGCGUUUCCAUGUGCCAGCCAUGCAGACAGUGCAUCAGGCCCUGCUGGCACUCUAUGCUUAUGGGCGGACCACUGGGCUGGUGCUGGGCAGUGGUCAUGGCACCUCCUAUGUGGCACCCAUCAUCACUGGGGAUCUGGCCCCACUUGACACCUACCGGCUGGAUGUGGCAGGUGCUGACCUCACUGAAUACCUGGCUCAGCUGUUGCUGGCAGGUGGCCAGUCACUGUUCAAGGCAUGGCUGGUCAACCAGAUUAAAGAGGCCUGCUGCUAUGUGGCCAUGGACAUGACAGCUGAGAUGGCCCGUGCCCAGGCCCUGGCCCGGGUGGACUUUUUGCUUCCAGACAAGCAGGUCAUCACACUGGGCUCUGAGCGCUUCUGCUGCCCCGAGGCCCUCUUCCAGCCCAAUCUGCUAGGCCUCAAUCAGCCGGGCCUUCCACAACUAGCCCUCCUAAGUAUCAGCCGGCUGGAGGCCAAGCAGCAGGAGCAGCUGCUGGCCAAUGUGGUGCUGGACGGUGGCGGCACCCUGUUGAGUGGCUUUCCUGAGCGCCUGAGACAGGAGCUCGGCCCCGGUGCCACUGUGCUGGGCUCUCCGCACCGUGCUGUUGCUGCUUGGCUUGGAGGCUCCAUCAUGGCGUCCCGGGACUCCUUCCAGAGCCUGUGGCUCAGCCGCCAUGAGUACGAGGAGGAGGGUCCAUGGGCCAUCUAUAAGUACCAUCUGUGAGCACAUAAAAGUUCUUUCUGGUUCUGC